AUGAUCAAGCAACCGCCCUCUGGCGAUGAGGAGCAAUUCUCGCAACAAUUUUUUGGAAAGUCUUCACAAGCGAUUUUGGAUGAAAUUUAUAACUUAUCCUAUGUGAAUAUUUGUGAUGCAUAUGAUCAUUUUGAAGAUUGGGCCAUUCAAUUAAUCGGAAAGGAUCCAACUAUUAACAAGGAAGAUUUAAAAGAACUGUCUAAAUUAAUUCAUGAGGCAGUUCAAAAGCUUGCAAACAAGAGUAUAGCUAUUCUUGGUCUUCAGGCUGAUCUUUUGGACGAUGCUGCUUUGAGGCAGUGUUUCAACUUGCCACAAAUACCACCCGAUUGUCGUGAGAGUUAUUGUAAGCUCGUGACAAGCGAUAUUACAUUACCAACAAGCAAAGAAGAUGCCCUAAUAUUUACAGAUGACAGCUUGACAACUUCCGAUAGUGAAAUACUACAAGUUCUAUCUGAUAUUUACUCUAUUCAAGAAGAAAUGAAUACGUCACAUGAGGAGUUGGUGCAAGGAAUUGCUAAGGGUCUCACCUUACAGAAUGAACGACAGGAAAUUAUCAAAACUUUAAAUUAUUAUGCUUUACACAACAAGAAACUGGAAUCUGUACAACAACAACUCUCGCACCUCGCUAUGGGCUUGGAACAAACUGUAAAUUCUCUCAUCAAACAUGCACAACAUCUUCAUCAACAAUAUAACAACACGAAGAAAGCAUUUGAGGAGCAAUUUGGGGCUCAAGAUCAAGAAAGUAUCUUUUCACAAGGAGGAGGGGUAUUCGAUGAUCAAUCAUCAACGUUUACUGAGAGCAACAAAUCCUCACAAUCGGAAAUUUCCAAAAAACCAUCCAAAAACUAA
Messenger RNA from Naegleria lovaniensis, 849 nucleotides. RefSeq lists its product as uncharacterized. The record is from RefSeq and is a predicted model, not a curated record. Lineage: Eukaryota; Heterolobosea; Eutetramitea; Acrasida; Naegleriidae. The transcript has a single exon. Bases 1 to 849 code for a protein of 282 amino acids.